Molecule: messenger RNA, 183 nt
Organism: Brugia malayi
Lineage: Eukaryota; Metazoa; Nematoda; Chromadorea; Rhabditida; Onchocercidae
Source: the annotation of a RefSeq genome assembly
AUUGAAGGUCGUAUGAUGGAAUUAGAAAACAAGCUUUCACAUGCAGAAAUAAUAGAAGUGAACGGUGAUUCAGUAAUGUUUGGUGCAGCUGUGACAUUGAGUAUGCUGAGUGACGAUGAUAGUGAAGUAGAAUAUAUUUAUAAAAUUGUGGUGAGUCGAAGCUAAUGUUCAAAACAGUCUCCA